Brassica napus (rape) is the source of this 1414-nucleotide messenger RNA. Its product is annotated as cytosolic sulfotransferase 11-like. Gene Ontology annotation, molecular function: sulfotransferase activity. Lineage: Eukaryota; Viridiplantae; Streptophyta; Magnoliopsida; Brassicales; Brassicaceae. Gene Ontology annotation, cellular component: cytoplasm. The coding region runs from base 291 to 1298 and encodes 335 amino acids. The record is from RefSeq and is a predicted model, not a curated record. Gene Ontology annotation, biological process: sulfation. The transcript has a single exon.
UUCUUCAAGUUUGAUUCAUCAACCUCGACCAAAAAUAUAAAGUUGCAAAUGGAUUCUUGAAACUUAAGAUUCAUUUGUGGCCUAGGAGGUAGCCAUAACUGAAACGCAGACAAGCCCUAAACACGUGUUACCAUAUCUCUUUUUCUUUUUAUGAAGUCCAGUCUAGUAUAAACAUAUCUAAACAUGUGAGUUUGUGAGACCGGAUUUUCCAAAGCAUCAAAUCAAAAACUCUUUUCUCUUCCUCCUUUUCUAUUAUCAUCUCUUUGUGUACCUAGCGAAAAAGCAUCACAAUGGAGGCUUCUCAAGAACUUCACCUUCCAAACUACAUGAAAGACGAUAACACUAGCCAAGAAACCAAUAAUUUGAUAUCUUCUCUUCCUGCAGACAAAGAUUUCAUGGGUUACAGUCUCUACAACUACAAAGGUUGUUGGUACUAUCCCAACACACUCCAAGCCGUUCUUGACGUCCAAGACAAUUUCCGGCCACAAAAGAACGACAUAAUCCUCGCUUCUUUACCCAAAGGUGGAACCACUUGGCUCAAAUCUUUAGUUUUUGCAAUUGUACAUAGAGAAAAGUACCGUGAAAAUCCCCAAAUAAUACAUCCUUUGCUCUCACAAAACCCUCAUGACCUUGUCCCAUUCCUUGAGAUUGAGCUAUACGCUAGUAGCCACACUCCAGAUCUCGCAAAGUUUCCUUCUCCUAUGAUCUUUUCAACACACAUGCACCUAAAUGCAUUGCAUGAAGCCACCACAAAGUCUUCUUCCUCACCAUGCAAAAUCGUCUACGUGUGUAGAGGUCUCAAAGAUACGUUUGUCUCCGGUUGGCAUUACAAAAACAUGUUGCAUCGCACCAAGAUGGAUCAAGCCAGCUUUGAGCUCAUGUUUGAUGGUUACUGUAGAGGAGUUACCUUAUACGGACCCUAUUGGGAACAUAUGUUGAGCUAUUGGAAAGGGAGCUUAGAAGACAGGGAGAAUGCUCUUUUUAUGAGGUAUGAAGAGAUCAUUGAGGAGCCACUUAUUCAGGUGAAGAGACUCGCUGAGUUCUUGAACUGUCCAUUCACCGAGGAAGAAGAAGAGAGUGGAUCAGCGGAGGAGAUCUUGAACUUGUGUAGUUUGCGUAACUUGAGCAACUUGGAGAUUAAUAAGAAAGGGACUACGAGAAUUGGUAUAGAUUCUAAUGUAUUCUUCAGGAAAGGUGAAGUUGGUGACUGGAAGAAUCAUCUGACUCCUCAAAUGGCGAAAAGGAUUGACGAGGUUGUUGAGGUUAAACUACGAGGUUCGGGUUUGAUAUUUCAGUAAGGUUGUGCUAUGUUGUUGUUUUCUCUUGAGCACAUUAAAUUUCAGCAAACAAAGUUAUGUACUUCUUCUAUUUUCCAUGCAUGGUUAAAUCUCAAGGUUAUUAUUAUUACAAACUA